AUGGCUUAUGUCGUGCCCAUUCAUCGGGCAAGCAGUAUCCGCCAUGCGGUGAAGCUCAACUUUUUUUCUCCGGACGAAGAGUGCCUAGUCGCAGCUAAAGCCAGUCGUCUUGAGUUCUACACUCUUACACCGGAUGGAAUCGUCCUGACUGGGACUCGUGCUCUGAAUGCGCGGGUCACUAUGCUCGCGCGCCUGCCCGCACCAACAAAUUCCCCAACCGACCACCUCUUCAUCGGCACAGACCAGUACAAUUAUUUUACAAUAGCAUGGGACCGCGAAUCAAACCAGAUCAAAACAGCGCGCAGCUGCGUCGACAUUGCCGAGCCCUCGUCUCGGGAGUCCCAGUGCGCACCGCGAUGUCUGAUCGAUCCCACGGGACGGUUCAUGACGCUCGAAGUAUACGAGGGCGUGAUAGUUGUUGUGCCGAUCGUGCAACCGACGAAGAAAAGAGGUCGGAUGUCGAUGGGAGGGCCACAGGCUGACCUGCCGCUGCAGGUGGGAGAACUCGAUAAACCGACUACAUCCCGCAUUGAUGAGCUUUUCGUUCGAUCCUCGGCAUUCUUGCAUUCGGAAUCUAACCCCUGGCUGGCAUUGCUCUACGAAGAUAAUCAGCAGAAGGUACGGCUUCGAAUCCGCGAGUUGGAUUUCACGCCAGGCACUGCGGGGACUUUGGCAGAUGCUACUUUCAAGGAGGUGCAGAAGUUGGAGGGGGAACUUGAUCUUGGGUCAUCGCAUCUUAUCCCUAUUCCCGCUCCGUUGGGCGGGUUAAUUGUGCUUGGGGAGACUUCGAUUAAGUAUAUCGACGAUAAUGCCAAUGAUGUGAUUACGCGGAAUCUUGAUGAGGCGACGGUCUUCGUGGCCUGGGAGAAAGUCGAUAGUCAGCGGUGGCUGUUGGCUGAUGACUAUGGGAGGCUAUUCUUCCUGUCUUUCAUUCUGAACAACUUGGGUGAAAUCGAUGACUGGAAGCUCGAGUAUCUCGGCAAGACGUCUCGUGCAUCCGUGUUGGUCUAUCUCGGCGGAGGCAUGCUGUUUGUUGGAUCGCAUCACGGCGACUCACAGGUUCUCCGGCUGGAUGGAAGCUCGUUUGAGGUCAUCCAGACAUUGUCUAACAUCGCACCAAUCCUCGACUUCACUAUUAUGGAUCUUGGAAACCGUACAAGUGAGAGCCAAACACAUGAGUUCUCAUCCGGACAGGCUCGAAUUGUGACUGGUUCUGGUGCCUUUGACGACGGGACGCUGCGAAGUGUGCGUAGUGGUGUUGGCAUGGAAGAGUUAGGUGUGUUGGGGGAAAUGGAGCACAUCAGUGAUCUCUGGGGACUGCAAACUCGAAGCAAAGACGACUUUCUGGAUACGCUUAUUGUUACAUUUGUUGACGAAACGCGUGUGUUCCAGUUUAGCACUGACGGUGAAGUUGAAGAGUUGGAUAACUUCCUGGGGCUUUCACUCACAGAAUGUACUCUUCUCGUCACAAGGCUCCAGGGUGAUCGCAUCCUUCAGGUCACAGAACAACGAGUGCUGGUGGCUGAUCUAGAAAGCGGAAUGGUGACAUUUGAAUGGGCACCUCAGGACCAGAAGCUGAUUACUGCCGCGUCGGCCAACGAGGACCAUCUGGUUCUCGUUAUCAGCGGCCAAAUUGUGGCAUCUUUUGAUAUCGGAGACAAUGUCCAGAUCAUCACGCAGAAGGAUCUCGGUGCCGACCAGCAAAUCUCUGGCCUGACUGUCCCAUCAUCACCAACGGGGGUUUUCAUCGCAGGGUUCCCCCAAUCAGCCAAAGUUUCAAUCAUGGCUAUUAAGGACGUUGCUGUUCUUCAAACGAAAUCCCUAGGUCCUACUGGGGAGAGCUUCCCUCGGUCAGUUCUUGUAGCUGAAGUGCUCGCAGACAGCCAGCCUACUCUCUUCAUUUCCAUGGCCGAUGGCUGCGUCAUUACAUUCUCACUAAACCCACAAGACUACUCGCUAAGUGAGAUGAACAAACUGAUCCUUGGUUCCGAGCAACCCAUAUUCAAGAAACUCCCCAAGGGUGAUGGCCUAUACAACGUCUUCGCUACGUGCGAGAACCCCAGCCUGAUCUACGGCUCCGAAGGCCGGAUCAUCUACUCUGCAGUGAACUCCGAGGGCGCAUCACGGGUAUGUCAUUUGAACGCAGAGGCAUUCCCAGAUUCCAUCGCUGUGGCAACCGAGAAAGAGCUGAAGAUCGCGCUGGUUGACAAAGAGCGCACAACGCAAAUUCAAACGUUACCAAUGGGCUCUACUGUUCGACGCGUUGCAUACUCUCCUUCCGAGAAGGCAUUUGGAAUUGGCACGAUUGAUCGCAAGCUCGUGAAUGGCGCAGAGGUUGUCAAGAGCCACUUUGUCCUUGCUGAUGAGAUCAUGUUCCGGCGCCUUGAUGCGUUAGAACUGGGACCUGACGAACUGGUGGAGAGUGUUGUUCGCGCUGAGCUGCCGGCAGGGAAAGAUGAAAAUGGAAAAGAGAUCUUGAAGGACCGAUUUGUUGUCGGUACGGCAUUCGCAGACGAAGAGCAAGAGGAGUCGAUCCGCGGGCGGAUCCUUAUUCUAGAAGUCGACCACGGCCGUAAGCUGAGCCAAGUCGCGGAGCUACCUGUUAUGGGCGCCUGUAGGGCUCUUGCUAUGAUGGGCGAUUGUGUUGUUGCGGCACUUGUCAAGACUGUCGUUGUGUAUAGAGUCAAAAUCAAUAACGUUGGACCGAUGAAGCUCGAAAAGCUCGCUGCAUACCGGACCUCCACCGCACCAGUCGACGUAAUAGUCGUCGACAACCUAAUCGCAGUGGCAGAUCUCAUGAAGAGCCUUUGCCUUGUCAGGUAUACACCGGGUCAUGCCGGGGAACCUGCGAAGCUGACCGAAGUCGGUCGUCACUAUCAGACCGUUUGGAGUACAGCAAUUGCCUGCGUUGGAGACGAGACGUUCCUCCAGAGCGACGCUGAAGGAAACCUUAUCGUUCUCUCGCGGAAUAUGAACGGAGUCACCGCGCAGGACAAGCACAGACUAAUGCCUACUAGCGAAAUUUCACUAGGGGAGAUGGUCAAUCGUAUCCGACCAGUUAAUAUUCCACAGCUUUCCAGCGUUAUGGUGACGCCGCGGGCGUUUAUGGCAACAGUCGAGGGCUCCAUCUUCCUCUUCGCUGUUAUCAAUCCCGAACAUCAAGAUUUCCUCAUGACGCUGCAAGCCUCUCUAUCGACCAAAAUCAACUCAUUGGGCAACUUGUCAUUCGACAAGUUCCGAAGCUUCAGAACUAUGGUGCGCAGCGCUGAGGCCCCGUAUCGGUUCGUGGAUGGUGAGCUUAUUGAGCAGUUUUUGAACUGCUCACCAAGCAUGCAAGAGGAGAUUGUGCAGGAGAUUGGCUCAUCAGAUGUCGUGGAGGUUAAGAGAAUGAUUGAGGCCUUGCGGAGGCUUCACUGA
Molecule: messenger RNA, 3417 nt
Organism: Penicillium mononematosum
Lineage: Eukaryota; Fungi; Ascomycota; Eurotiomycetes; Eurotiales; Aspergillaceae
Product: DDB1/RSE1 family protein
Exons: 5
Coding region: 1-3417 (1138 amino acids)
Biological process (GO): proteasome-mediated ubiquitin-dependent protein catabolic process; DNA repair
Cellular component (GO): site of double-strand break; nucleus
Molecular function (GO): protein binding; nucleic acid binding
Source: RefSeq, a predicted model, not a curated record